This is a messenger RNA of Pogona vitticeps (central bearded dragon), 3537 nucleotides long. The record is from RefSeq and is a predicted model, not a curated record. NCBI's taxonomy places the organism in Eukaryota, Metazoa, Chordata, Lepidosauria, Squamata, Agamidae.
CGGAAGCGGAAGAAGCUAGAGAGAGGAUCCUGAAGUACUUCUGGGCGUCUGGCGCGAAAGGGCGGGGAGGGUUUGAACCGUUGGUUGGUCUCCUGGCAGCCGCGGUGGCCUCCAGCUCUCGGUUAGAUCCUCCCUCACGGGGUUGGCAGGAGCUGCAGCCUGGCUCGGGUCCCUGUUGGGGAGCUGGCUCGUUUCCCAGAGCAAGAGGGGAAGGAAAAAGGCAGGAACGGGGGCGGCGGAGGAAGGCAACCCAGUUUGCUGUCCUCACGCCCCAUUUUCUCAACUAGCGUCUUGCGUGCGCCCUCGCCCUGCUUGUGGGGCUGGGUUGUGCUCCGUUAUGUAGGGCGGCCCCCCCCUUUUUUUCGGGCAAGGUUGAAAGCUGCCCCCAAAGCCUAGCCGUCGUGCAGAGCGUGAGACCUUUAAAGUACAUCUUUGCACUGGUUGUUGAAUAAUCACAAUGAGUAGCGAGGAAGAAACAUGGGAGAAACUGGAUGCAGAAUUUGAUCAUUAUGUUGUGGAUAUGAAACCUUUUGUUUUGAAACUGUCUCAUAAGUCAGAACGUCAAAGGUGUGCACUUUGGAUUAAAAAACUUUGUGAGCCAUCAGGUGCAGGCACAGGAGCUGUUGGUCGGAAGAACCGGAAUUUGUAUGCAAAACUGCUUCUACAUAUGCUGAAGAGGGGAGUACUGGAGGGACCCUUUACCCAGAAGCCAGACGCAGGGAUACUGAAAACUCUUCCUUCUUACAUGUCUAUCUACUUCGAUGAACCAAAUUCAACAAGAGUGCUGAGUGAUAGCCCAGAAGAUUUACCGGACUGGGUCAGGGGAGAACUGGGGCAAAGUGACUGCAAACAGAACGAGUCCUGGAAGCUUUCUUCUAGAGAGGAGUCUGCUGUGCUAACCUCACCACUUGUACAUAGCAAGGAGCAAUAUGCAUACAGUGGAAAGCGUUCAUUGAAGUCACAUUCAUUGAGUCCUCCUCAUUUGUCAGAAGACUGUUCCUCAUCAAAAACCCUGGAUGAUCACCGUACAAAGACUUUUUCUGUGGAUGACAGUGACUUUGAAGCUCGUCUCAACAGUUGGAAUCUUGGGCUUGAAAAUCCCAGAUAUUUACGUGAAAAGCCUAUACCCUUGUCACUGAUGUCGCCCAAGAUAGUUAUUGGGAAAAACAGCAGUUCUCAGGAUGAACAGACAUUAUUCCAUAUGCAUGAAAAGGAGAUGGAGAUGAAAACGAAACUAAUGGAAGCUAGAAUUCAUGAAGAAAAGCUUAAAUUGCAGCAGAAGCAUGAUGCUGAUGUUCAAAAGAUUUUGGAGAGAAAGAAUAAUGAAAUUGAAGUACUGAAGACCUUGUACAAAACCAAACAGAGUGAAGCUGAGGGGACUAUUCAAAAGCUUGAAAAGAAAGUUCAGAUGCUUGUCCGUGAGUCACAAGUCGUUAGAGAAGCUAAGGAAAAACAAAUUGUGGAGCUCAAAAAAAUGUGUGAGCAGAGUACAGAUUCUCUGAACAAUGAGUGGGAGAAAAGGCUCCACAAUGCUGUGGCUGAAAUGGAAAAGGAAAAAUUUGAUCUUCAGAAGAAGCACACAGAAAAUAUCCAAGAAUUGUUGGAGGAUACAAAUGCACGUCUGAGUAAAAUGGAAGCAGAAUAUUUGGCUCAGACAAAAGCAACUAACCAGAUGAUCAAAGAAUUUGAGGCUCGUGUCCAUCAGUUGACUGUGGAAGCAGAAGCCAGUAAUUUGCAGCGUCAGAAGUUAUCUCAAGAAAAGAGCAAUCUGGAACAAUCCUACCAGGCUGUAUGCAUAGAAAUUGAAGAAGUCAAAGCAAGGCACAACUCGCUUCAAAAAGAAAAGGGGCAUAUUUUACAAGAGUUUGAAGGAAGCAUUCAACAGCUGCAAAGUAAAUAUGAUGCUGACCUCAAGCUGAUGAAACAGGAACAUGCUCUUUCUGCAGCAAAGGCAUCUGAUGUGAUUGAAGAAUUAGAACAGUGUGUGUCUCAAUUAAAACAACAGUUACUAGAAUCGGAACAUCAAAGGCAGCAACAGCUGAGGGACCAGGAGCAGAAAUUUCUACAGCAAAAAGGUCAUUUGGAAAGAUCUCAUGAAAAAAAGAUUCAUGCGUUGCAGAAUGACUUUGAAAAAGAGAAGAUGGAUUUUCAUAAGAGAAUACAAAAACUGGAAGACAUUCAGAGGGAGAAGGAGGAGCAGCUGACUCAGGUGACGGAGGUACAGAGGCUGCAAGCCCAGCAGGCUGACGCUGCCCUGGAGAAGUUUAAGCGGCAGGUGGAGCUGAACUCAGAAAAAGUCUAUGCUGAAAUGAAAGAGCAGAUGGAAAGAGUGGAAGCAGAUCUAAGCAGAUCAAAAUCACUCCGUGAAAAGCAGUCGAAGGAAUCCUCCCGACAAUUAGAAGAACUUAAAAAAAGAUAUGAACAACAGAUAGUAGAGCUGAAGCUGGAGCAUGAACAGGAGAAGAUGCACCUAUUGCAACAGCAUAAUACAGAAAAGGAUAGCCUGGUCCGAGACCAUGAACGGGAAAUUGAGAAACUAGAAAAACGGCUUCGGGCUGCCAUGACCGAGUACGACAAUAAAAGUCAAGAAUGCAGGAAACGAGAUGGGCAGGUCAUCUGUGAUUUACAAACCCAGAUCCAUACACUAAGGGAAGAGCUAAUUCAGGUGAAUUCUCAGAGAAAGCAACAGCUAGUUGAACUUAGCCUCCUUAGAGAAGAAGAAAAGCAAAUAGCUUCCCGGGAGCACGAGACUGCCAUGAACAACCUUAAAGCUGAGUCAGAAAAGAGGAUUCUUGACCUGAAACGGGCAAAUGCUGAAGAAAAGGAAAUGGCACUAGAAAAAGCCAACAGCAGGUUGAAGCAGAUUGAAAAGGAAUACAGUCAGAAGCUUGCCAAAUCUUCACAGAUCAUAGCUGAACUUAAGACAACCAUUUCCUCUCUGACAGAGGAAAGCAACCAGCAGCAGCUUGCUGCAGAAAGGCGUCUGCAGGAUCUUUUACAAAAGUCUGAAGAUCAGAAGCAGCAGCUGAUUAGAGAUAAUGACAGAGCAAUCAAGGGCUUGCAAGAUGAGAUUGAAAACUAUUGCAAUCAGGUUCGCUCUGCAGAAAAGAGACUGCAACAGAAAGAUCUGGAGAAAGAGGACCAGAUUGCUUCUAUACGACAACAAUAUGAAACCAAACUUAGAGGUCUGAUGCCAGCAUCUUUGAGACAAGAACUUGAAGACACAAUUCUUUCACUCAGAUCCCAGGUGGUGACUGACGUUGACUGCUUUGUUCAAGUGUCCAGUGGACUUCUAUCAGCAGGUUUGAAGAUUUGGAUCUUGUGAGCUAAUCUAAGAGAUCAAUGGCAGUUUACUUAACACAUCCAAAAAUGUAAUUCACUUCAUAAAAGCACAUCCCUCAUUCAUAACAGUACUUUAAGUUCCCAGAUAUUUGAAUCAUUUUAUCAUUAUAAUAUAGUUUUUAUGCUUUUGAUAUAUUCAGUAUUUGUAUUUAUCAAUAGACUUAUUGAAAAACUUAAUUUUGUUUGCUCACAUUG